This is a messenger RNA of Penicillium alfredii, 1977 nucleotides long. Its product is annotated as S9 family peptidase. Bases 1 to 1977 code for a protein of 658 amino acids. The record is from RefSeq and is a predicted model, not a curated record. NCBI's taxonomy places the organism in Eukaryota, Fungi, Ascomycota, Eurotiomycetes, Eurotiales, Aspergillaceae. The transcript is spliced from 3 exons. Gene Ontology annotation, molecular function: serine-type endopeptidase activity. Gene Ontology annotation, biological process: proteolysis.
AUGUCUGCCCCUGGCUCUUCUUACGGCCGAUGGAGCAGUCCGCUCACUGCAGAGCGGAUGGCCAGCUGUAGUAUUACGCUCCAUGAAGUGGUGGUCGAUGAAUCUACCGGUGCGAUAUAUUCCGUAGAAUGCCACCCUACGCAGGAAGGUCGCUAUGCGAUAAUCCAGCAUCUCAAUGGCCACCGUCGAGAUGUCCUCCCGAAAGAACUGAGUGCCCACGCAACGGUGCAAGAGCUCGGGGGCGGCUCGCUGGAAAUGCGUCCCUAUGGUCAGAUUCUGUUUGUCGAUGAGAAAUCCUGCAGCAUCUAUCUAUUGGAUCCAGCGUCAAGUCAGGCUCGUCUCAUCCACCAGGCACCCGAGGGCGUUCGAUAUGCGAAUUUCUGCACGCAUCCCACAACCCCCCAGUGGAUUCUUGCUGUCAAGGAAGACCAUCGAGAUGCGACCCCGGAGACCCAAGCAACUGACGUCCACAACACGUUGGUGGCAAUCGAUAUUGAAUCAGGGCAGGAGUCGACCGUUCUGCAAGGUGACGACUUCUACUCGCACCCCAAAUUUGACCCCUCUGGCAAAUAUGUCUCGUGGAUCCAAUGGUCCCAUCCGGACAUGCCAUGGACCGGAACCGUGCUGUACUGGGGCGAAUGGGAGAAUGGAAGAGUGAACAAUGUGUCCCGCAUCGCCGGCCAAGCUCAAGCCGAGAGCAUUGCUCAGCCCAAAUGGGGCUUGGAUGGGACGUUAUACUUUGCGAGCGAUAGGACGGGGUUUUGGCAACUAUAUUCCUUCGGCGUGAAUGACCGUGUUGUGCGCCAUCUGUCGUUCCCCAACCUGGAGGAGGCAGAUUUUGCUACGCCAGAAUGGGAGCUUGGAAGUUCCUGCUUUACAUCGCUUGACGCAACAACAAUUGUCGCAGCGGUCAUCACUCAUGCCACCAGCAAGAUCGUACUCCUGGAUCUUUCUACUUUAGCGGUUCGGGACCUGGGUUUGCCUUAUGUGGACCACGAGGAGUGUGCCAACGGGAUCUACCGAGUGUCGCCUAGCAGCUUUGCGGUUGUCGGUUCAUCUACAACUUCUCCCUCGGAACUGGCAUUGGUUUCCAUUACGCCUUCAUUCGAAACCCAACGAACCAUGCUCACUUCUACCGCAUUAUUUGAAUUAGCACCAGAAUAUGUCUCAUUGGCAAGGCCAUUUGUUGCCCCUCAAAAGUACGGUCCGCAGCGUGACGGGCUCGUACACAUGUUCUACUUCCCGCCUCGCAACCCCGAGUACGAAGUUGACGAGAAAAAGCUACCUCCCCUCCUGGUCAAUGUGCAUGGGGGUCCCAAUGGUUGUGUUAAGCCGUCCCUCGACCUCGAAAUCCAAUACUGGACCACGCGCGGCUUCGCGGUCUGCGCCGUCAACUACACCGGCUCGACCGGGUAUGGACGAGAAUACCGCGAACGACUCUCCGGGCACUGGGGCGUGGUGGAUGUAGCCGACACCGUGAGCGCAAUUGAUUAUCUCGCAGAGAGAGGAAUGAUUGACCGCACGCGGGUUGGGAUCUACGGCGGCAGCGCGGGGGGCUACUUGACCUUACAGGCGCUGCAUCUAUACCCGGACGUCUGGGCCGCGGGGGUCAGCGAGUACGGCAUCAGCGAUAUGCGGGCACUGCAGGCCGACUCGUACAAGUUCGAGAGCCAGGAUGUGGACCGGUUGCUGUUGAGCAACGUCGAAAACCCGGAGGAACGAGAGCGUGAACUCGAUAGGCGCAGUCCGUGCCACUACGCCGAGCAGAUCCGGGCACCGUUGUUGCUAUUGCAGGGAACAGACGAUGUCGUGGUCCCCGUGGCACAGGCGCGCAUGAUGGCGGAUGCUAUGCGAGCCCAUGGACGAGUUGCAGAGGUGGUGGAGUUUGAGGGAGAGGGCCAUGGGUGGGUGGGACACAAGACGAUCUAUCAGUCUUUCCGGUGGUAUGAGGAGUGGUGGACGCGAUAUCUGACUUGA